Vitrella brassicaformis is the source of this 485-nucleotide messenger RNA. The record is from the annotation of a GenBank genome assembly. Lineage: Eukaryota; Vitrellaceae.
UCACAGUACUCCCAUCACCAUCUACGCACACAUACACGCACACAGGAAAGGCAGAGCCAUGCACUCGGUUGGCUGCACGGACUUACCCAGCUGCGGCCCUCUGAAUCCUCGUGUGUGCCAUAGAGAUGGACGAUGUCCGGGCAGGUCCUGCAGGCCUUCAUCAUCUCUAUCUCCUUCUCGAUAUUCUGAUGUGAGGUGCGGUCGCAUUUCGUGAUCUUGAUAGCACGGACCUCGUUGCUGCCCUUCUGUUUUGCCCGAAUGACCCUGGAGUUGGCGCUCUGCAUAGAGAAAGAGACGUCACACACGAGGCGAGGGGGCGCGAAAGUUGUUUGAUUGCUGACCUUUCCCACUACAUCAUAAGUCGUGUAAAUCUCGGUGGGAUCUUGAGCCUUUGACGAAGUGACAGGUGCCGCCAUUCAUCAAAGGUGUCUCCAAAGGAACAAGAGGAGCGCGAGCUUGAGCUCGCACAAAGGUGAAUUGUGGGA